Molecule: messenger RNA, 2881 nt
Organism: Diceros bicornis minor
Lineage: Eukaryota; Metazoa; Chordata; Mammalia; Perissodactyla; Rhinocerotidae
Gene: TTC9C
Product: tetratricopeptide repeat domain 9C
Exons: 3
Coding region: 748-1263 (171 amino acids)
Molecular function (GO): protein binding
Source: RefSeq, a predicted model, not a curated record
CGUGGCGCAAUCGUGCGACACUUUAGACACCAAACUGUCGGGAGACUGGACCCGGUCCUCUCGGUGGUCCCGCCCGUGAACCGAAGCGCGGGGAGAGACUUCCGGGCUUGGGCAUUUGCAGAGGGCGAGGGGCUGGCCGCAGGGCUUGGUGGACUUGCAAGUGAGCUGCCCUGUGGUCGCGUCAGUCUCGGCCGGUGGGUUGGGGUGCUCGGACCGCGUUCACCUCAGUUCCCUAGCUCCUGGCACAGACGUCAACAAAUGCUUGUUGAAGAAGUGCAAGAGUCGGGAGGGAGGAAAGCCUUCCAGACAUCUUUUAGCAGCUGUCCCCGCCUACUCCUUUGCGCUUCCAGGUCAGGGAGGUGUGUCCAAAAGAAAGGGGGAAGCCAGUUCUGCCGGCGUUCGCACGCCUGCCACAAUUUGUUGGUAGGGCCUUUGCUUUUUCGGGGAGUCUCGCCACCUUCGGAAUCGCCUCUUUAGGAAAUCACUUAAUUUCUGGCUCUACUAUUCCCACAUCCUCUCCCUGAUUAGUUUCCUGCACUUCCAGAGAUUGAAAAAUACUGCAGAGAGGAGAGGAAGGGGCAGUGAUAGAAACAAGCAAAGCUCUUUCCCUGGGGGGACCUCCUGGAGAAGGAUAAUUUCUUGCCUUCUUAAAUCGGCGACCAAAAUCAGUUACUUGGCUCCCAUACCCAGAGCUUCAGUUGCUCUUUCCCUUCUCAAUUCCGCAAGAGCACUGGGCGACCGAGAGUUAUGGAGAAGCGCCUGCAGGAGGCUCAGCUGUACAAGGAGGAAGGCAACCAGCGUUACCGGGAAGGGAAGUACCGAGAUGCUGUGAGUAGGUAUCAUCGAGCUCUGCUUCAGCUGCGGGGUUUGGACCCAAGUCUGCCCUCCCCGAUUCCUAAUCUAGGACCUCAGGGCCCGGCUCUCACACCUGAACAAGAAAACAUACUGCACACCACCCAGACAGACUGCUACAACAAUCUAGCUGCCUGUCUCCUUCAGAUGGAGCCAGUAAACUACGAACGAGUGAAAGAAUACAGUCAGAAAGUCCUGGAACGACAGCCUGAUAAUGCCAAGGCCUUGUAUCGGGCCGGAGUGGCCUUGUUCCAUCUGCAAGACUAUGACCAGGCUCGGCACUACCUCCUGGCUGCUGUCAAUAGGCAGCCAAAAGAUGCCAAUGUCCGGCGGUACCUCCAACUAACACAGUCGGAACUCAGCAGCUACCACCAGAAAGAGAAGCAGCUGUACCUGGGCAUGUUUGGUUAACAGAGAAGAAAGAUGCUUCUCCACUUGAACUUAGGUAAACCAGUAAAGACCCAUCGAGGGGAAACCUGAGCCUCAGCAAGAGAAAUUAGUCCCAUACCUCUGACCCAGGUGGAUUUCUGUUUUGUUUCUAAUUCUGCACAAACUCUUUACCACUUACACAGUCUGUGCCUUUUUUGUGUCUAUCCAUCUGUGUAUUUGUAUAGCUUUCAAUAAGUGGUAUUCUUGGGGAUAUUUGCCUUGAGAAAUACAACCAGAAAACAUUCAUCAGCUAUGGGUGGAAUUAAUCAUACCUAUGACAUAGAUUUUAAUGAUAGAUGUUAUCAGAUAUCUUCAUAUACAGAGGACAAGGCCAGCAGAGGAUGAAAUAAUAAGGAUAGGCAGAAAGGAGUUUAUUCCUUUUUUUCCUCAGAUGCCCAAAGUCAAAGUUUCACAGGCCACAAACUGGGAAAUAUAUUUUUUUGUGAAACUAGAUGAUUAGAAAUUGGGCCCGCAUGGCUUAAAAUGAAAGAUUUGAAAUUAAUCGUUUUGAUUAAAUUAAUUCCUUAUUCUUAAUAUUCCACCUACAUUCAGAUUCUUUUUCCCCUACAAACGUAUCUGGUUCCUGUUGUUUCUCUUGGUGAUUUCUAGUCUUUGGUAUUCAUAUUCACAUCAUUAAUAUAGGAUACUUAUUUUUUCAUUAAACUCUUCUAUCUUAAAACCUCUGGAGUCAAGCGUUUAAGUAUUUAAUAACCCUUCAGCCCUCAUGCCAAAAAAACACCCAAGUAAACAUUUUUAUUUUUAAUAGGUAUAUAUCUAUAGUAUGCUCGUUUCUCUAAAAAACAUAGGAAAGACAGAUUACCAAGUCUUCUAGAAACAAUACCAUAAAAGAGCAAGAUAAAAACAUUAAUCUAUUCUUUUACCUGUCUCCUUAUGUUUUGCAAGAGCUCAGUUCCUUACAGAGGAGGGAAAUAAUGAGGAAGAGUUCUACUUCCUUAGUGCCUUUUAAGCACCUGAUGGAACUUUCUGGAAGCUUUGUUGGGCAUGGGUGCAGGCUGCAGAUCUGGUACAGUCAUGGCUCAGUAGGAGGCUCCAUCAACCAGGAGCUCCUUUGUUAUUCUGGGUACUUGUGAAUAAUGUCCACACUGUAUGAGUUCUACAGAGUAGAUGAGACCAUAUAGCACUGCCUCUACCUUUUUGAGUGGGGCUGAUAAGCUUUUGCCGUUAGCCAUCAUAUAACCAUAGAAAGAUUUCAGAAAAGAAAAAAAACCUUAAGUCUUGCCAAGUGUACAUGAAUUCUUCUCCCUUUAUCAGUAAUACCCCCUCUCCCAAUGAGCUAGGCUCCUCUUUGUCUCCCUAUACUCUUAAAUAAUGCAACCAAGAGCUUACAACAAAAAGUUUUUCUGCCAAAUAAUCCUCUGAAGUCCAAGGACAGAACUAACAACAGUCUAAUAUUUUAUUCCUCUUCCAAGCUUCUUGAAUUUCUAAGCCUAGUUUGUUGACAAAAUUAUGUCAUGGUUGCAUGUUUUGUUUGCUUUGGGCUGGUUUUGCUUUCUGCUUUUCUUUUCUUUCAAAGACUUGAUGUCAUAAUAAGCUAUCUUCUGCAUCAAUGAGGAAAAAAUAAAACUGAUAUUUAAAAAUA